AUGUGCUACGACCGCUACGUGUCCAUCUGCAAACCCCUGCACUACGGGACCCUUCUGGGCAGCAGAGCUUGUGCCCACAUGGCAGCAGCGGCCUGGGCCAGUGGCUUUCUCAACGCUCUGCUGAACACAGCAAAUACAUUUUCCCUGCCCCUGUGCCAUGGCAACGCCCUGGGCCAGUUCUUCUGUGAAAUCCCCCAGCUCCUCAAACUCUCCUGCUCACACUCCUACCUAAGGAACAUUGGGUCCAUGGUGUUUUCCAUCUCUUUAGCAUUGUGUUGUUUUGUGUUCAUGGUUUUCUCCUAUGUGCAGAUCUUCAGGGCUGUGCUGAGGAUCCCCUCUGAGCAGGGACGGCACAAAGCCUUUUCCACCUGCCUCCCUCACCUGGCUGUGCUCUCCCUGUUCCUCAGCACUGCCACAUUUGCUCACCUGAAACCGCCCUCCAUGUCCUCCCCAUCCCUGGAUCUGGCCCUGUCAGUUCUGUACUCGGUGGUGCCUCCAGCCCUGAACCCCCUCAUCUACAGCCUGAGGAACCAGGAGCUCAAGGCUGCAGUGUGGAGACUGAUGACG
Zonotrichia leucophrys gambelii is the source of this 567-nucleotide messenger RNA. Its product is annotated as olfactory receptor 14J1-like. Gene Ontology annotation, biological process: G protein-coupled receptor signaling pathway. Gene Ontology annotation, molecular function: odorant binding; olfactory receptor activity. The record is from RefSeq and is a predicted model, not a curated record. The annotation marks the transcript as partial. The transcript has a single exon. Gene Ontology annotation, cellular component: membrane. NCBI's taxonomy places the organism in Eukaryota, Metazoa, Chordata, Aves, Passeriformes, Passerellidae.